GUGUAGCCAUGCAUGCAGGAGUGGGAGGAUCCACUCGCUUCAAUUCUCGAUCUCAGACUUUUUCGCCGCGACAGGAGCACAACCGACCAACCAAGCGUCUCUGUUGCUUCCAGCGAGUUACUGCCGGGACAUCCACACACACACACACACACAACACACACACAAACAACACACACACACACACACGCACACUUUUCUGCUGUCUUUGGAUUUGCUGUCAACUUUUUUCUUCCUCGUGUGUGUGUGUGUGCGGUGGGUUGUUGUUGUUGUUGUUUUUUUUGUUGUUUUUUUUUGGGGAGGGGUUGUUGUUGCUCCUGCUCCUCUCCCUCCGCGCUUGACGAAAACCGCGAAGCCAUUUUUCCCUGCAGCCUUCUCCCGUCGGCUCGAGGACGCAGCAGAAGGCGCUCGCUCGCUCCUCCGAUCACAACAGGUGACUGCUCCGCGACAGUUGUCCACGCGUACUGUUUCUGCCUUGCCUCCCCGACACGCCGGGGACCCGUGUCGCCGGCUCCAGACUGCCACCUUCCCUUCCAACUGUUGCGAGCAUCCGAUUCGACUCUUUUUUUUUGUGGUCUUUUUUGCAUUUUGAUCUGGUUAACUUUCACUUUGUGCACUCGUCCUCCUGCGGGCUGCGCGUCAGACAGUCAACGGGUCGUCCUCGCGUCCCUCCCUGCAGACAGCUCUGCGUGCCGGGGACCCCUUUUUUUUUUCCUUCUUUUUUUUUUUUUUUUGUUCCCCCUUGUCACGUCUGACCGUGUUCUUAUGGAUAUUGCAACAGGUCUGGUGUCGCUGGAGCGCCUCUCCGCGGGAGAACAGUCCGAGACUUGCAUCAUGCUGGACGGCAUCAAAAUCGAAGAUCACCCCCUGAGAUCGGGACAGGCCACUCUCGGAGUCAUGCUCGGGGCUGACUGUCACCAUCCGUCCGUGUGUGAGGGAUGCCAGCGGCCCAUCUCCGACCGCUUCCUGAUGCGAGUCAACGAUUCCUCGUGGCACGAGGAGUGUUUGCAGUGCACCGUGUGUCAACAGCCCCUCACCACCAGCUGUUACUUCAGAGAAAGGAAACUUUACUGCAAACACGACUACCAACAGUUGUUUGCGACUAAGUGCAGCGGCUGCUUGGAGAAAAUCGCCCCCACCGAGUUUGUGAUGCGCGCCCUGGAGUGCGUCUACCACCUCAACUGCUUCUGCUGCUGCGUGUGCGACCGCCAGCUGCGGAAGGGCGACGAGUUUGUCCUGAAGGAGGGUCAGCUGCUGUGCAAGAUCGACUAUGAGAGGGAGAAGGACUUGCUCAGCUCGGUCAGCCCCGAUGACUCAGACUCAGAGAAAAGUGACGAUGAGGAGCUGGACAUCAAGCCAGAGAAAGGUAUUGGAGGCCAGGGGAAGGGGGAUGAUGGGAAGGAUCCGAGGAGGCCCAAGCGACCACGAACCAUCCUGACCACUCAGCAGAGACGGGCCUUCAAGGCCUCCUUUGAGGUGUCCUCAAAACCGUGCAGAAAGGUGAGGGAGACGCUGGCUGCAGAGACAGGACUCAGUGUUCGGGUGGUCCAGGUGUGGUUUCAGAACCAGAGAGCUAAGAUGAAGAAGUUGGCAAGAAGACAGCAGCAACAACAAGAACAACAGAAUUCUCAGAGACUUGGCCAAGAGGUGAUGUCCAAUCGGAUGGAGGGGAUGAUGAACUCCUUCACACCGCUGGCACCGCCGCAGCAGCAGCUGGUCGCCAUGGAUCAGAACGGCUACAGCACAGACCCGUUCCAACAGGGGCUCACCCCCCCACAGAUGCCCGGGGACCACAUGAACCCAUAUGGUAAUGACUCUGCAUUCCAUGACAUAGACAGCGACACGUCUCUAACCAGCCUCAGUGACUGCUUCAUGGCAUCGUCGGAAGUCAACUCCAUGCAGGCCCGCGUGGGGAACCCCAUCGACCGCCUCUACUCCAUGCAGAACUCUUAUUUUGCAUCAUGAAAGAGAGGAGCAGAAAAAAAGAAAAAGUACAACAGCACAGAAUAAACUGCCCAUCUCAACCUGAAGUGCGAUGGCCAGGAGCUUCUACACACACACACGGACACGACAGAAGAAACACCUCCUCACAGUAGCUCCUGGUUAUGUGCGGAAGCUUACUCAAAGAUAGUAAAACCACUUGUUGUAGGACAGCGCAGAUUCCUGGGAAAAAAAGACUUAAAUAUUGUUAGAGAUUACUUGGUGGAAUUGCUUAUCUGUCACAGGAGAUGUGUUACUCUUUCCUUUGUUCACUUAAAGAUAACAAGUAGAUGUUGAAGCCACUGAUUACACACUCUCAACCCAAAUAACAGUGAAUUUGUGCAUGAUCAAUUGUAAACUUAAACUUUUUGCAAGCCCUCCCUGCCCUGCCCGCUUAAGAUGUGACGUCUGGACGGUUUCUUCUCUACACUACAUGGAUUUCCAUGUUCAUCGUUAGCAUUUUGAUCACUUUCAAUAGGUUAGAUAUUGUGUUAAUAGUAAAUAGAUGCAGCAUGUCUGCAAGAGUGACUGUACAUUUGUGUAAGUAAGAGAGUUUGUGGUGAGAAAGAAUUGUUUAGAGGCGAGAAAAAAAAGUGGAUAAUUUGGUGGACAAAGUAGGAUCAGUGAAGUGUAAAUACUUUCCCCAGGCAAAUUGGAUGUGCAUGUUAAAAAUGGAAAGCAUUCUAUUUAUUUAACUAUAACAGGCUCUUGAAGGUACAUAUUAAAACUGAAAAGCUUUAUUUAAAAAGGAGAGCAUUUUUUUGGUUGAGCAAUUAGUGAGUUCAUGAGUGUCACAACUCAUCUGUAUGCCUUUUUAAUAUGAAGAUUAACCCUUUUGUUGUUUUUUUUUUGUUUUUCUUCAGCCAAGCUGUAAAUGAGCAAUGUUGCUAUUUAUUUCGUACAGACCAUAAACCUUUUGUUGUCAUUGUCAUAUGUGCAUUCUCAAAAAUGUUAAAGUUGCUAAUUGACCAAAGUUGACUGGUUUGAUGAAUAAACAAUGUCUUUCUCCUGAUAACAUUAAAUAAAUGCCAUUCAGUGAUCAUG
This is a messenger RNA of Scophthalmus maximus (turbot), 3021 nucleotides long. It is a transcript of the gene lmx1bb, whose product is annotated as LIM homeobox transcription factor 1, beta b. Gene Ontology annotation, cellular component: nucleus. NCBI's taxonomy places the organism in Eukaryota, Metazoa, Chordata, Actinopteri, Pleuronectiformes, Scophthalmidae. Gene Ontology annotation, biological process: regulation of transcription by RNA polymerase II; neuron differentiation. The transcript has 8 exons. Gene Ontology annotation, molecular function: RNA polymerase II transcription regulatory region sequence-specific DNA binding; DNA-binding transcription factor activity, RNA polymerase II-specific. Bases 13 to 1962 code for a protein of 649 amino acids. The record is from RefSeq and is a predicted model, not a curated record.